UUAUGUUUAAAUAAAAUUAAAACUGGGCUAUUUGGAAUUAUCUUUUUAAUUUUGAUUUUAAGUUAAUGUUUGUAUUAUUUUUUUAAUUUAAAACUUAAAUUCUAGAUAUAUUUAAACAGUUAAGCUGGUUAAAGUUUUAAAUAAAUAGUCAACAAUUUUCAGACCUAAACAUAAAAGAAUGGCUAACAAUUCGAAAAAGUUUCAAAUGAUGGUACGUGGUAACUCUGCUGUUAGUGGACAGGGAAUAUAUGAAAAAGAUGUUGUAGAUCUAAUUAAAUCAAUAGAACUAACCAAAUAUAAACAUCAAAUAUUUCUUAAUUCAUUAGACCGAAUUGAAGACAAAAAUUUAAAAGAAAAAUGUAAUGAUUUAAAAACUCAUUACCGUUUGUUCAAAAAUGAUGAAUCUUAUAUUCAAGUUAGUGAAUUGUCCCAUCAAGAAAAAGAACAAUUGAACGGUUGUAUAGAACAAUGUUUAGAUCAAGAGUGUGCUAUUAUUAUUGGUGAAAAAGAAUCUAUUCCGAAAGAAUUAAUAAAACUUAUUGAGUUAGAAACAGAAAUGCCAGAAAUAAUUAAAAAUAAAUUGGACAUAUUUAUGUCACUUUUAAGUAAGUAUGAACAUAAUAAAAAUGAAAUAAAAAAGUCCAUCAUUAAAUUACAAAAAAGUAGUAACAUUAAUUUAACUGAAGCUAAACAUUUAUGUAAACAAGUGGAUAUUCUCAAUAGUAAUUCCAAAAAUUUACAAAAUGUUCUCAUUAGUACUUUUUCAAAUGAAGAAAACUUGAUGAAUUUGCUAGAAAAAUCUUUAGAAUCCAAGAAAAACGAGUAUGAUGAAGCUUUAUUAGAAUUAGAAAGAUUUAAAAUCCAAGAAGAAAAAUAUAAGUCAGUUGAUGGUCCAGAAUUUCGAGCAUUAGUUAAAAGUUAUUCUCAAACUAUAGAAAUUAUAAAAAUGAAAACGGAUAUGCUGAAUAAAUCUGAAUAAUUUUAUUGAACUUAUAUAAUUAUAUGUAUAUUUUAUUAUAAAUAAAAAGUAA
Messenger RNA from Daktulosphaira vitifoliae (grape phylloxera), 1031 nucleotides. RefSeq lists its product as uncharacterized. The coding region runs from base 179 to 979 and encodes 266 amino acids. NCBI's taxonomy places the organism in Eukaryota, Metazoa, Arthropoda, Insecta, Hemiptera, Phylloxeridae. The transcript has 3 exons. The record is from RefSeq and is a predicted model, not a curated record.